CGUGGUUACGUGCAUUCUGAGGGCGUGGUUUAGCGCGGCGUCCGCUCUCCCGGAAAGCGUCGUGUGACGUUGGUGCCGCACAGGAGCUGCGGCGGUCGCUGCGGAGGAUGGUGUUAAUCAAGGAAUUCCGAGUAGUUUUGCCAUGCUCCGUAGAAGAGUAUCAAGUUGGUCAGCUGUAUUCUGUAGCAGAAGCUAGCAAAAAUGAAACGGGUGGCGGUGAAGGAAUUGAAGUCUUGAAAAAUGAACCAUAUGAAAAAGAUGGUGAAAAGGGCCAAUAUACACACAAAAUCUACCAUCUAAAAAGUAAAGUCCCUGGCUUCGUAAAGAUGUUCGCUCCAGAGGGAUCCUUGGUUUUCCAUGAAAAAGCAUGGAACGCAUAUCCUUACUGUAGAACAAUUGUAACGAAUGAAUAUAUGAAAGAAGACUUCUUCAUUAAAAUUGAGACUUGGCACAAACCAGAUAUGGGGACUCAAGAAAAUGUACAUUGUUUAGAUCCCAAUGUGUGGAAAACUGUUGAAGUGGUCCAAAUCGAUAUUGCAGAUAGAAGCCAAGUAGAACCAGCAGAUUACAAAGGCGAUGAAGAUCCAGCAAUAUUUCAGUCCAUCAAAACAAAACGGGGGCCUCUGGGACCGAAUUGGAAGAAAGAACUGGCAAAUUCAGAGGACUGUCCACGAAUGUGUGCUUACAAACUAGUUACAAUUAAAUUUAGAUGGUGGGGACUUCAAAAUAAAGUAGAAAAUUUUAUUCAAAAGCAAGAAAAACGAAUAUUUACAAACUUUCAUCGUCAGUUGUUCUGCUGGAUUGACAAAUGGAUUGAUCUAACAAUGGAAGACAUAAGGCGAAUGGAGGAUGAAACACAAAAAGAGUUAGAAGCGCUACGCAACCAAGGUCAAGUGAGAGGAACAAGUGCUGCCAAUGACGAAUGAAGACGGACCUGACCAAAGCGCAUGCUGAAUUUUGUCAUUUACAUCCGUGUUUAUAUACCUGUAUGUUUAUAGUUAUAUAAACACUCCGAGCAUAAACUACUUAAGUGUACUGUACCUGACAUGAGCAAAAAAAAUGUAAAGAAAGUGUACUGUACAUGACUAGUUUACAAACCCUAUGAAUGUCACUAGCAUUGCGAGGCAUGGACUCCUGACAGCCAGGCCAUCUUUUUUUCAACUUUUUAAUUAUUUAAGUUUCACACCAGGCAAAUAUACUAUCAUUUUGUUCUAUAAUAAAUUUACCAAAUAAUAACGGGAUUAUUAUGGCGUUACAUAAAACCUGAUACUCGAUGGAGAUGAUGCUAAUGUCACUGUUUAUAUAUGAGGCACCUGCUAUAAGCUACUUUAGGUUUUCUUAGGGUAAAUUUUAGAUUUUCUCCAAAAUGCCCAGUAGUUCAUAUGCUUAUUUUUUUACCAGAAUAGUUUACUUUACCAUUUUAUUUGGUUAGUUGAUCUCCGUCCCAAAUUUAAAUAUAUAUAGUUAUUCGUGGGAGAUGUCUGUCUUUCCGGGGUCUUGUCUACUGAGUCGUCCCUCCCCCAAAUCUGUGUUUACAUGGAGCAAAGUACAAGAAAACCUCUGGUGAAAUAAUGCAUGACACACCGGUAUGCUGUGCACACUUUCAGCUGGGUGGUUAUGGGAUAUUGUUUCUCCUGUAGUUUUCUGGAUGCCAUCUGGAAUGCAUUGUGCACAUUCUUUUGCGCUUUCUCUCCUUCGGUUUCCCUCCUUACGCACACAGUUGGAAGAUGUUGCUCAUUUCAGAUGUUGCAGUUUGGAAUCUAUGCAAACUGUUUCAUUUCUACAUUAUUUCUGCUUUCCACUCUGAAGGCUCUUCUAUGUGUAAAAUGUAACUUAAGAUGAUAUAUAAAAACAUUAAUAAUGCGAGUGAGAGGUUAACAAAAUAUUAUACAGUUCAGUUGUAGAUAUAUCCGCAAUAGAUUUUUGUAACGGAGCAUGUUCAAUACUUAGUAUUUGUUUGGCUUAUUAAAUUGAAAUCUAAAGGAAAUAUUUUACGAAAGACAGGAAAGAUUUUUUUACGAAAUGUUCAGCUAGAACUGCAACGUUAAGCUCUUGUAGUUUGUGUUCACACUUGCCUUUACACUACACCUCUUUAGUAAAUGCCCCUGGUUUCGACCUUAAUACUCUAGACCUAAAGCUAUACAUUUUUGAAGUCUGUUAUUAUCAUGAUCCAGAUAUUAUUUCCCUCAGGUGGGAGUUAGAGUCAAACACAAGGAAAUGUUGCAGUGUCUUAGUCCAGAUUUUAAUAUUCAGGGGAACUUUUAAUGAAUGUAAAAUGUCAAGAAUUGCAGUCUGGUGUGUGAACAGUACGUCAAUUAAGUGUAAGUAACCAAUAAAUUUGAUCACCAAAUAUAACUGAAGGCUCUUUAU
Molecule: messenger RNA, 2370 nt
Organism: Hyla sarda
Lineage: Eukaryota; Metazoa; Chordata; Amphibia; Anura; Hylidae
Gene: PITPNB
Product: phosphatidylinositol transfer protein beta
Exons: 11
Coding region: 108-926 (272 amino acids)
Biological process (GO): phospholipid transport
Cellular component (GO): cytoplasm
Molecular function (GO): phosphatidylinositol binding; phosphatidylcholine binding; phosphatidylcholine intramembrane carrier activity
Source: RefSeq, a predicted model, not a curated record